Molecule: messenger RNA, 2715 nt
Organism: Coregonus clupeaformis (lake whitefish)
Lineage: Eukaryota; Metazoa; Chordata; Actinopteri; Salmoniformes; Salmonidae
Exons: 8
Coding region: 1-2205 (734 amino acids)
Source: RefSeq, a predicted model, not a curated record
AUGCCAGAGGACGGACAGGUCGAUGCAGAGACAUACCGCGACGUCGAUAUAGAGAUAUGCGGAGAGGCUGAGGAGGCAGGCAUCGGGGCAUGCGGCGAUGAUGCGCCCGCCGAGGUCAAGCGCAGACAUGCGCGACAUCGAUGCGAGAUGCCUUCAGAGAACCAGCUGAAGUGGGCGGGGCUUCGCCUGGAGACAGACGUGUGUGUGGCGGGUCAACAGGCCCCCGACCCGGAAGUCAUCCAGAACUACGUGAAGAAGAUCCAGGACAUGGCGGAGCAGGGUGUGCUGUUUGUGGGCUUCCUGCAGCAGCCUGGCGGGGGACCCUGUUUCCUGGGGCACUUGGACCCUGAAGACCUGUCCUCCCUGCACUCCAGCCCCUCCCCCAUACACAGACACCCCACCAGCCCCUCAGAACCCACAAUACCGAAUCUCAGCCCUACAGACUCUACAGAACCACACCAGAACCUCCUAGAACCAGAACACGACCGGAACACAGAAGUGAAAACACCAGAACACAAGUCGGUAGAACUCAGAACAAUUGAGCAGAACCCUACAGAUACCAGUCAGGUGGAGCUGGACUUGAGCUCAACAGGACCGCUAGAUUUCACACAGGACUCUACUCCAAUAGAAUCAUCAGACAGAGAACACGACCACAGUCCAGGCAGAAUAGCCUCAAUAGAGGACCAACCAAACUGCUGUCCAGAUGAACCAGCAGACUCACCAGAGAGACCGCAGAGUCCCAGCCCAAUAGAUCCAGCUAGUGACCAACAGAACCACAACCACGGCCCAACAGAACUCCCUGGCGACCAGGAUCAGCUACUGUCUAACAACCCAAUAGAGACCACAUGUAGAGAGAGACAACAGAAUGAAAGCCAAGCAGACUUCAUCAGGAUUCUACUACCCAACUUCAGCCCGGCAGAGUUAACACAUGGACUUGGUGGUCCAGACGCAGUCAGGCAGCGCCAGGGAGACAGACAGAGUCCAAGCCCUCAGACACAGAACCACAACCAGAGACCGGAACAGGACCACAGCACAGACGACCUGGUCCGGUCACCAGAACUAGACAACUACGACCAUGGGUCAGAGUCCGAGGCUGAGAGGGGGUGUAACCGUGGAAACGGGGGCACGGGCAGUGACCCGGAUGAGCAUCAGAGGAGCAGCAGAGUGCCGACCCACAACAACAACAAUCACAUCCGGGUCAAGAGUCCAGAAAGAGAAAAGAGGGCUAUAGUGUCUCCACCAGCACAGAGCAGGGUGCAGCUGUUUGCCCUGUACAACCGCACGGGGGAGCUGUCCAGCUCUCUGAGGUUCUACUCCCUCAGGGUUCCGCUGCGGCUGCAGAGAGAGGCGGGGCUAGUGACGGAGGUUGACGCCCACUGGCUGGAUCACAUGACACAGCAUUUCACUAGCGGAGCUCACCUCAUCGACGGCUUCUUUCACCUUGGAGACAACAAUGACAGCGUGGUCUCAUCCGUGGACAGUGUGUUCAUCUUUCAGAGCUCCUCAGAAGAAACCCCACCCACUUCAUACGACGCCAUUGUGGUGGAGCAGUGGACCAUUAUCGAUGGUGUAGUGGUAAGGACAGACUACAUCCCCUUGCUCCAGUCUCUGGCUCCCUAUGGAUGGAGACUGAUGUGUGUUCUGCCUACUCCCAUCGUUAAGACCAACAGUGAUGGCAGCUUGUCCACAAAGCAGAUCCUCUUCCUCCAGAGACCUGCCUUGCAACGCAACAGGAAAGACUUCAAGAAGUUGAACCUCAGGGGUCGGAACAAGCCGAAGAAAAACUCUGCUGGAGAAAUGUUGGAGAAGAAAGAGGAAAGAAAGGACACAUCCCCAGUGAUGGGGAGAGGGAUGGAUGGACAAAAGAGGAACACGGAAGAGGAGGAGGAGAGAGAGGCGAAAACAAAUUGGGAGAACAACAGAAAUGAGAAAGGGAGAACCAUAGACAGAGAAGGACUCAAGAGAGAAGAGGAGAGAGAGUGUGAGACAGAAUCUCAAGAAGACUUCACCCAGGGUACAGAGGGCGGGGCCACAGACCUCAACCAGGAAGUAGAGCGGGGGAAUGGCAAAGCCCCAUUGGCCAGACAUGAGAAGGCCGUUAGGUUUGCAGAUCAAUUUGUCAAUCAGAAGAAUGAUGAAGAGAAGUCAGAGGAGAAGAUCACACAGCAGCUGAGUGAGAGAGUGCUGUUUUCUGGAGUAUGUUAAUUAGAUAGAAUCAGGGCAGUAUUCAAUAAAGCGUCCGAGUAGGAGUGCUGAUCUAGGAACAGUUUUGCCUUUUAAAUCAUAAUGAAUAAGCAGGGGGAACUGAUCCUAGAUCAGACCUCCUACUCUGAAAUGUGAAUAACGUUACAGGCCCUGACCUGGGUUCAAAUAGUAUUUGUAAGAUUGCUUGAUUGAGCUUGCAUGGUACCUUGCCUGGAUGGAACCAAUGGAAUAGUCCCAAAAGUACAAACCCAGACCAAUUGACACUCUAGGCAGGCUUAGCAAGUUGUAAGAUUUCAAACAGCCUACUAUUUUAACCCUGGACUGGAAAUAAUAAAUAGAUAUACAGAAUGACAGAAUAGGAUGAAGCACUAGUAGCUCAUCAAUGGAAACCAAGGCACUUACCAGAAUGGUGGUUUAGUUAAAAGCCUUUAUUUUCCUGGUACUGUAUAAAACCUGGAGUCAUAUACAGUAUAUAUGUACAGUACCAGUCAAAAGUCUGGACACACCUAC